Molecule: messenger RNA, 690 nt
Organism: Aplosporella prunicola CBS 121167
Lineage: Eukaryota; Fungi; Ascomycota; Dothideomycetes; Botryosphaeriales; Aplosporellaceae
Exons: 1
Coding region: 11-616 (201 amino acids)
Biological process (GO): endonucleolytic cleavage to generate mature 5'-end of SSU-rRNA from (SSU-rRNA, 5.8S rRNA, LSU-rRNA); endonucleolytic cleavage in 5'-ETS of tricistronic rRNA transcript (SSU-rRNA, 5.8S rRNA, LSU-rRNA); endonucleolytic cleavage in ITS1 to separate SSU-rRNA from 5.8S rRNA and LSU-rRNA from tricistronic rRNA transcript (SSU-rRNA, 5.8S rRNA, LSU-rRNA)
Cellular component (GO): nucleolus
Molecular function (GO): RNA binding
Source: RefSeq, a predicted model, not a curated record
CCCGCCGUUCAUGAAGCCCGCAACAGUGAAGUCGCUUCUGCAGCAGCACGGGAGCAUCGGGCGCGUGUUCCUCACGCCCGAAGACCCGGCCGUGUACGCGCGGCGCAAGGCGCACGGCGGCAACAAAAAGCGCAGCUUCAUUGACGGGUGGGUCGAGUUUGUGGACAAGCGGCAAGCGAAGGCGGCGGUGGAGCUGCUGAACGCGCGCAUUAUCGGCGGGAAAAAGGGCGGCUAUUACCAUGACGAUGUCUGGAAUCUGCGCUACUUGAAGGGCUUCAAGUGGCAUCAUCUCACGGAGCAGAUCAAGAAUGAGAAUGCUGAGAGGGCGGGCAGGCUCAGGGCUGAGAUUGCGCGCAGUACGAGAGAGAAUAAGGAGUUUGUCGCUAAUGUGGAGAGGGCGAAGAUGCUGGGCGGUAUGGAGGCGAAAAGGAAGAAGAAGAGUGCAGCGGAGGGCGGUGCUGGUGCUGCUGCGGGGGAGACGAAGAAGAGGGCGGAUGAUGGCGGGAGGCCCGCGUUGCUGUUCCGCCAGAACGAGGUCAAGAGCAGGAAACUUCCAAAGGAGAGCGCGGUCGAGCAGCCGGAGGAGGUCAAGAGAGUGUUGUCCAAGAUUUUCUAAUAGGGUGUUGGCGCUCUUCUCGCCUGUUUUCUUGUUUGGUUCUGCGUAGUUAUGCGCUGCGGAUGGAAUACAGC